UGGCGCCCCUGGUGGAGAGUUUGUAGUCGGAAUCACACGACCACGCACUGUUCGUAAUGGUUUUCGUGUAAAAAAUGUUUUCCAGACUCACUCGUUUAUCUCUCAGAGUGGGUUUUCGGCCGCACACCCUUAGUUCCUUCAGCUCCAGCCGCCGGUUGAUGGUCGAACAUGAUCGAGUGAAUCGUCGCUUCACCGUCACUCCAGGCAGCGGGGCCGAGGCUCGAGACUGUGCAGUGCUGAUCUACAGAUUCACCGGGGAGAAGGAGGUGGACCUAAUGUCGACCUUUGUGCCAGAGACGUUCAGAGGUCAAGGUGUCGCUGCACUGCUGUCACAGGCUGCCAUGGAGUUUCUGGUUGAAGAAAACCUCAAGGCUCGCGUCUCCUGUUGGUACAUACAGAAAUACGUCGAGGAUCAUCCGCUGCAGAAGUUUAAAGACGUGGUCAUCACGUGACUGAACGACCGCUUCACAUUAACGACGUUAAUGAAAAAAUCCCAAACACUCUACUUUGUCUGUGGACUCCACAGCAUCUAAAAGUGGUGGUUAUGAAUAAGAAAAAAAUCAAUUUUAUUUGAUUAAAUUAACUGAAAAAUCCAGAGGGAAAAUCAGGGUUUAAAAAAACAU
Molecule: messenger RNA, 623 nt
Organism: Solea solea (common sole)
Lineage: Eukaryota; Metazoa; Chordata; Actinopteri; Pleuronectiformes; Soleidae
Product: protein NATD1-like
Exons: 3
Coding region: 75-452 (125 amino acids)
Source: RefSeq, a predicted model, not a curated record